Messenger RNA from Amphimedon queenslandica, 395 nucleotides. RefSeq names its product UDP-galactose translocator-like. Lineage: Eukaryota; Metazoa; Porifera; Demospongiae; Haplosclerida; Niphatidae. Gene Ontology annotation, biological process: pyrimidine nucleotide-sugar transmembrane transport. The transcript is spliced from 2 exons. The annotation marks the transcript as partial. Gene Ontology annotation, cellular component: Golgi membrane. Gene Ontology annotation, molecular function: pyrimidine nucleotide-sugar transmembrane transporter activity. The record is from RefSeq and is a predicted model, not a curated record.
UUCAAGUUGGUGAGAUGUACAUCAGCACCACUGCAGUAGUGUUAUCAGAGACACUGAAGCUCUUCACGUGCGUAGUCAUAUUAUUUAUAUCUGAGGAGAAAGGACUGAUAGAGUUCACUGCUUAUCUUUUUCAAAGUGUCAUUGUAAAUUGGAGGGACACUUUGAAGCUCUCUGUGCCUGCUCUAGUCUACAUGGUACAGAAUAAUCUCCAGUAUAUUGCUGUCUCCAAUCUUGAUCCUGCAGUUUUUCAGGUAACUUAUCAGCUCAAGAUAUUAACAACAGCUGUUUUCUCCGUCAUUAUGCUACAAAAGACUCUGACUAGAACCCAGUGGGGGUCCCUGUUCCUCCUUUUUAUUGGUGUUACUCUCGUCCAGCUGAAACUAGCCUCGUCAAAC